This is a messenger RNA of Colletes gigas, 1628 nucleotides long. Its product is annotated as cysteine sulfinic acid decarboxylase-like. Gene Ontology annotation, biological process: carboxylic acid metabolic process. The coding region runs from base 57 to 1526 and encodes 489 amino acids. Gene Ontology annotation, molecular function: carboxy-lyase activity; pyridoxal phosphate binding. NCBI's taxonomy places the organism in Eukaryota, Metazoa, Arthropoda, Insecta, Hymenoptera, Colletidae. Gene Ontology annotation, cellular component: cytoplasm. The record is from RefSeq and is a predicted model, not a curated record. The transcript is spliced from 6 exons.
CGCUACAAGCUGUUUUCUUAUAUUCGCGGCGCUUUCUGGCGCGAAGCGUUCCUUUAAUGUCGGAUUGGCGUAGCACACCAUGCGUGGAAAGACACAAACAAUUUCUGGAGAAGCUUGCCGCGGCCUUGAUCGAUUACACCUUCCAAAGUGUGUCUCGUGAGAACCCCGUAUUGAGAUGGAGGGAACCAGGUCAUUUGCGGAACAUCAUAAAUUUCGAUUUGGAAGACGAGCCACGAAGUCAGGAUAAUCUGUUGGAAGUCGCGAUUAAAAUUGUCAAAUACAGCGUUAAAACGGGUCAUCCUUACUUCAUGAAUCAGUUGUUCUCUGGGUUGGAUCCCUACGGUUUAGCUGGACAAUGGCUCACCGACGCAUUAAACUCUUCGGUGUAUACAUACGAAGUGGCGCCGGUCUUAACACUGAUGGAAAAAAGCUUGAUCACAAAAUUACUAAGUAUGUUUUAUAAAGAAGAAACUGGUAUUACGACCGGAGAUGGCCUCUUUUGUCCAGGUGGUUCCUUUUCCAAUGGCAUUGCCAUUAAUUUGGCCCGGUUUUGGUUCAAGAAGAAAAGUCAAAGUAAUAAAAGCGUACCAUCUUCGAAUUUAGUAGUUUUCGCAUCAGAAGAUGCGCAUUAUUCAGUUUCAAAAUGGGGGAACGUUUGCGAUGUGGAAGUUAUUCUCAUAAAGAGCGACGAGCAAGGUAGAAUGGAUGUUAACGAUUUGAGAGCUAACGUAAUUGAAGAACAAAAGAAAGGGAAUUACCCGAUUUCUGUCAGUGCUACUGCAGGAACGACUGUGUUGGGUGCCUUUGAUCCGCUAAUCGAAAUUGCCGACAUUUGUCAAGAAUUCGAUAUGUGGCUACAUGUAGAUGCAGCCUGGGGAGGUGGUUUGAUAUUCAGCAAAAGGCACAAUUCCCUUUUGCGGGGAAUCCAAAGAGCAGAUUCCAUUCUGUUUAAUCCCCACAAAUUACUAGCUGUCCCUCAGCAAUGUUCAUUGCUUCUAACUAAACAUCAGAAUAUUUUUAAAGAAGCACACUCUAAGCAGGCUUCCUACCUCUUUCAAAAAGACAAAUUCUACUCCACAGAUUUAGAUGUUGGGGAUAAGUACUUGCAGUGUGGUCGCAGACCAGAUGUGUUGAAGUUUUGGUUUAUGUGGAAGGCUAAGGGUGCUUCAGGUUUUGAAAAACACGUCGAUCAUUUAAUGACUCUUUCGGCUCUGUUCAAGGAAGAAGUUGAAAAUAGAGAUGGCUUUGAAUUAGUGAUAGAUCCGUGUUUUAUAAAUGUGUGCUUUUGGUUCAUACCGCCAUCUUUGAGAAAUCAACAUUCAACGUAUAAUUACAAGGAAAGAUUAAACGACGUCGCGCCGAAGUUGAAAGAGAAGAUGACCAAAAGAGGCAGUUUAAUGAUCAAUUAUCAACCACUUCGUGAAAGGCCAAACUUUUUCCGUUUCGUGAUACAAAAUUCAGGAGUAGAUACCCAGGACAUUUAUUACGUUUUUGACGAGUUGGAAAACCUCGGAGAGUCCAUUUGAAUUUAUACAUGGCGCACGAAUGUUAUUACAUACACACAGUUCUGUGUUAAAAAUAAGCCAAUUAUAUGUUAUGUAUGUGUAUAAAUCACGUUACAGUAAAAA